Sinocyclocheilus rhinocerous is the source of this 5865-nucleotide messenger RNA. RefSeq names its product collagen, type V, alpha 3b (gene col5a3b). The transcript is spliced from 64 exons. Gene Ontology annotation, molecular function: extracellular matrix structural constituent conferring tensile strength. The record is from RefSeq and is a predicted model, not a curated record. The coding region runs from base 178 to 5358 and encodes 1726 amino acids. Gene Ontology annotation, biological process: extracellular matrix organization. Lineage: Eukaryota; Metazoa; Chordata; Actinopteri; Cypriniformes; Cyprinidae.
GAGAGAGAGAGACAGAGACAGAGAGAGAGACACUCAUAUGAGACAGAGCAGAUAAACCCCAGCCAGCAGUCUGUGUGCAGGACUUCUCUUCUCCUCCAGGUCUGCUCGGGAUCUUCAGGUCCAGGUGCGACACACACACACGCCUCGCGAGCGCCGCGCGGUCCGGUGCAGCUGAGGAUGAUGAGGAUGAGGAUGAUGAAGAUGAUGAAGACUCACCGGAUCACCGGAGUCGCGCCGCUGAUCGUUGUAUUGCUGCUGCACGCGACACGAGCAGCAGCCAAUAACAUCGAUGUGCUGAAGAUUCUGGAUCUAUCAGAUUCCAUGGAGGGCGUGUCAUUGGAGGCGGGGCUGUGCACGAGUAGGCGGGGCUCAGAGGAGGCGGAUCUCGCUUAUAAGAUUGAGAAGAAAAUCCAAGUUAGUGUUCCGACCAAUCAGCUUUUCCCAGACUCGGCGUUCCCGGAGGACUUCUCGGUGCUGGUGACGGUUCGAGCGCGGCGCGGCGCUCAGUGUUUUCUGCUGUCGGUGUAUGACAGCGAGGGAGUGCAGCAGCUGGGCCUGGAGCUCGGACGCUCGCCCGUCUUCCUCUACGAGGACCACCACGGCCAGCCGACCCCUGACCUCUACCCCAUCUUCAAGAAGGUCAACCUCGCCGACGGCAAGUGGCACAGAGUGGCCUACAGCGUGGAAGGUCAAAAGGUCACGCUGUACCUGGACUGUCAGAAAGUAGCGACCCUUGACCUCCCCAGAGGCCCGGAGCCUAAGGUCAGCACGGACGGAGUGACGGUGUUCGGGACGAGACUCCUGGAUGAAGAAGUGUUUGAGGGUGAGAUCCAGCAGCUGUUAAUCGCUCCAGACCCCAGAGCUGCUGCUGAUUACUGCCACACCCACAUUCCUGACUGUGACUCCGCCCUCACCUACAACAGCCUAUCGCUGGACCCCGUGGAGGUCAAGAAGCCGCCAAGGAAACCAAUCGAAGAAGAGUUUGACGAUGACCUUUACAGUGACCUGUCUGUGUCGACUGCGGGAGACAACGCCACCGAGUACGAGAUAGUGGAGUACGAGGACGCUGAGAACGAGACGGAGUAUUUUAAGGAGUACACUGAGUAUCAGGAGUAUGAGGACUAUGAGUAUCGUCCUGCAGAGAGACAGGAGCAGUUCUUCAGCGGUCAGGCUCUCGGUCCAGAGAAGGGGCAGAAGGGCGAGCCGGCGCUGCUGGGAGAGGGGACGCUGUUCAUGGGACCCCCAGGCCUGCCUGGUGCUGAGGGGCCUCCGGGUGAACACGGCCCUAUGGGAUCCCCGGGGCCGAUCGGAGAUCCAGGAGACCUGGGCCCCGAGGGCCGACAAGGACUUGCAGGGGCUGAUGGGAUUCCUGGACCUCCAGGGAACUUGCUGAUGUUACCGUUUCAGUCUGGCGGUGACGCUCGUCACGGUCCCGUCAUAUCCGCUCAAGAAGCUCAAGCUCAAGCCAUCCUGCAGCACACUAAGCUCUCUCUGAAAGGCCCGCCGGGACCGUUAGGACUCACCGGACGCCCCGGACCUCUGGGAUCUCCGGGCCCGCGGGGUCUGAAGGUUGAUCAUGGGUUCACAGGACCUCCGGGUCCUCGUGGGCUUCUGGGGGCUCCGGGACUCAAUGGAAAACUAGGCAAGAGGGGUCGUGGAGGGAUCGACGGAGCCAGAGGUGAACCAGGAGAGACUGGCACUAAAGGUGACAGAGGGUUUGAUGGGUUACCGGGUCUGCCUGGAAACAAGGGUCACCGGGGAGAUCAAGGGAAGAAGGGGCCAGUCGGUCCUCCAGGAGGCCCUGGAGAAAAAGGUUCAGAGGGUCAGCCGGGGCCGAGAGGUCAGCCAGGAGAGCCUGGUCUAGCAGGGUUGACGGGUCAGAGGGGUCUUCUUGGUCCUCCAGGACAGCAGGGUAUUCGUGGGGUUGAUGGAGUUCAGGGUUCAAAGGGAAACAUGGGGCCGCCUGGAGAACCUGGAGCUCCAGGACAGCAGGGGAACCCGGGAUUCCAGGGUUUUCCCGGACCUCAGGGAGCAAUCGGAUUACCAGGAGAAAAGGGUCCUCAGGGGAAGAAGGGGAUGAAGGGCUUACCUGGUAUCGACGGCCCACCGGGUCAUCCAGGACGAGAGGGGUCGCCUGGAGAGAAAGGCCUGCCGGGUACAGCAGGUGUUCAGGGGCCUGUGGGAUAUCCUGGACCCAGAGGAGUCAAAGUACUGAUCUCUCUCUAUCACACCCUAGUGUGUGUGUGUGGUGUGUGUGGUGAAGAUGGUUUUCCAGGAGCCAAAGGAGAAAUGGGAGCUAAAGGAGACAUUGGAGACUUGGGUGCUUCAGGGAUGCGCGGUGAGGAUGGUCCUGAGGGGCCCAAAGGGCAGAGUGGUCCCUUGGGUGAACCUGGAUCCGCAGGCAUCGCUGGAGAAAAGGGAAAGCUGGGUGUUCCGGGUUUGCCAGGUUACCCAGGCCGUCAGGGCCUGAAGGGUGCUGAUGGUUUUCCAGGUCCUGUCGGCGUUCCAGGAGAAAAGGGGAAGAAGGGUCCACCGGGUCCUGCAGGGGCCGCCGGUCAGAGGGGACCCAAUGGUGCUCGAGGAGGCAGGGGUGCAAAAGGACCCACUGGGAAAUCAGGAGACAAGGGGUCUUCAGGACAUGACGGCCCCCCAGGGCCCACAGGAGAGAGAGGUCCACAAGGGCCUCAAGGACGUGUAGGUGAGGUGGGACCCAAGGGACCCAAUGGGCCUGCUGGGAAGGACGGCCUGCCGGGUCAUCCAGGCCAGCGGGGGGAGCCGGGUUUCCAAGGCAAGACGGGUCCUCCAGGACCAGCUGGUGUCGUUGGGCCGCAGGGUAAUACAGGAGAAACUGGACCGGCGGGAGAGAGAGGACACCCGGGCACCGCAGGACCUGCUGGAGAGCAAGGUUUACCUGGAGCCGCUGGGAAGGAGGGUGCAAAGGGCGACCCUGGAGGUCCAGGUACUUCAGGAAAGAGCGGUCCAGCAGGUCUGAAAGGUUUCCGUGGAAGUCGUGGAGCGCCGGGUGCCAUGGGGCCAGUUGGAUUAAAGGGAGGGGCGGGGCCAAUCGGGCCCUCUGGACCUUCUGGGCCCACAGGUGAACGGGGCCCCCCUGGACUGGCUGGUGCCAUUGGUCAGCCUGGUCGACCUGGAACCAUCGGUGGCCCUGGACCAAUGGGAGAGAAGGGAGAGCCAGGAGAUAAGGGUCUGAUCGGACCCGCAGGACAGGAUGGUGACCAGGGGCCCGUGGGAUUACCAGGAGCCGCUGGACCUCCAGGACCCCCAGGAGAGGAUGGAGACAAGGGAGAAACUGGGGCUCCAGGGCAGAAAGGCAGCAAAGGAGACAAAGGAGAAUCAGGGCCUCCAGGACCAGUCGGCACUCAGGGGCCAGAGGGGCAGCCGGGAGCACCAGGUGUGGACGGUGAGCCCGGUCCUCCAGGACAGCAGGGCAUGUACGGACAGAAGGGAGACGAGGGCCUCAGAGGAUUCAAGGGCUCCAGGGGCCCCAUUGGGCUACAGGGGAUGCCCGGUCCUCCAGGAGAGAAAGGAGAGAGCGGGAACUCUGGUCUACUGGGUCCUCCUGGUCAGUUUGGGCCUAGAGGAGCUCAGGGACCCUCUGGUGGACAGGGUCCUCCUGGCCGUCCUGGAGUACGCGGUCAGCCUGGUGGAGUCGGUGAGAAGGGUGAAGAUGGAGAGUCUGGUGAUCCUGGACCUGUUGGUGUUCCUGGCAGUGCAGGCGAGAAAGGUGAGCAGGGUGAGAAAGGAGACACAGGACCACCCGGAGCUGCAGGUUCACCAGGAGCUAGAGGAGCAUCUGGAGAAGACGGAGCGAAGGGGAAUGCGGGUCCUAUUGGUUUUCCUGGAGAUAUGGGCGCUCCUGGAGAGCCAGGUGUUAACGGAAUCGACGGGAGUCCUGGAUCUAAAGGAGAUAAUGGCGAUUCAGGCAAAUCUGGCCCUCCAGGACCCUCUGGAGAACCAGGACCACCAGGAAGACCAGGACGCAGGGGUCACUUGGGUCCUCCUGGAAAAGAGGGGCGGCCAGGGCUAAAAGGAGACAAGGGAGCUCCAGGAUACGAAGGCAUCAUGGGAAAGCAGGGGCCGGUGGGCGGUCAGGGGAACCCAGGGAAAGCAGGACUACAGGGGCUUCCAGGAAUCCCUGGACCAGCGGGAGAACAAGGGCUGAAUGGACCCCCAGGUCAAACAGGACCCCCGGGGCCGAUGGGUCCCGCUGGACUGGCAGGACUGAAGGGAGAUCCGGGCAAGAAAGGAGAGAAGGGUCAUGGCGGUCUGAUCGGUUUGAUUGGGCCGCCGGGUGAGUUCGGAGAGAAAGGUGAUCGAGGACUGCCGGGAAACCAGGGGCUGCAGGGAGCCAAAGGAGACGAGGGACCAUUCGGACCUCCAGGACUUAGUGGACCACCCGGAUUACCAGGACUGUCUGGAUCCAUGGGACAGAAAGGAUCUAAAGGAAACCAGGGCCCUAUUGGACCCAGAGGAGAUCCUGGUCCUGCUGGACCCCCUGGUCCCCCGGGUCUUCCUGCGGUGGGAAUGGCGGCUCCUCCGGUGCUGGAUGGCCGAGGGAAGCGGAGGAGGUAUUCGGAUGUGGAUGGAGCGGCGAUGGAGGACGGACAGACGCAGGACGAGGAGGCUCAGGGGGAGGAGAAGGACAUGGAGGAGGUGUUUGCGUCUCUGGCCUCCAUGAGGACGGAUGUGGAGGGACUCCGGACUCCACUGGGCACCUACCACAGUCCUGCCCGCACCUGCAAAGAGCUGUGGAUGUGCCACCCCGAGUAUCCCGACGGAGUUUACUGGAUUGACCCCAACCAGGGAUGUCAUAGAGAUGCGUUUAAAGUGUUCUGUAACUUUACAGCAGAAGGUGAAACAUGCCUCCAGCCGCACAGCAGCGUACAGAUGGUCAAAAUGGCUUCAUGGAGCAGAGAAAAACCAGGAACCUGGUUCAGCCAGUUUAAGAAGGGCUCACAGUUCUCUUAUGUGGAUGUGGAUGGAAACCCCGUUCAUAUCGUGCAGCUGGGCUUCCUGAAGCUCUUGAGCGCCACGGCUCACCAGAGCUUCACAUACGUGUGUCAGAACUCGGCCGGUUGGUUCGACAGCACCUCCCUCAGCUACAGACACGCGCUGCGCUUCAGAGGCAGCAACGGAGAGGAGCUGACGCAGCAGAGCGCGCAUUACAUCCAGCCUACACUCGACGGCUGUCAGUCGCGCUCGGGGCAGGACCGCACCGUUCUGGAGGUGGACUCUCCGCAGUCGGACGCUCUGCCUCUCGUGGACGUGGCCGUGACGGAUUUCGGGAGCGUGAAACAGAAGUUUGGCUUCAGCGUGGGGAAGGUUUGCUUCAACGGCUAGUCAAGAACAGACUUUGACAGUGUAUAUAUUUAUACAUCAGUCCUUCAGCUGCUUGCGUUUGUCUGAGAACAGGAAGUGGUGCUUGAAGGGCGAUCAUGUGACAUGAUGACACGCAUCCAGACGCUCUUGUGUUCGGCUGUUUACAGAGAUCAGACCUCACAGAGAUUCACAGUUAUUUUGUAUUAUUGUUUGAAAGAUGUCGAUGUAUUUUUGUAUUUGUUUGUAUGAAUGUUUCGUAAUCUUGGUGCUACAUGAGGCUGUAUUUUAACUUGUUUACAUGAUGUAAUGAGUCAAACUGGCAGUGCAUUGUGGGAAAAGACAUGGCCGCAGCUCCAUCCAGCGGGUCGGGAGUCGUACGGACGUCGGGAUGGGGAUUUAGAUGUCCACCGGUUUGUUUUUAGUGUUGAAUAUGGAUGGAGAUUCUCUGACUGUGGUUUUGAUAAGUACUGUUUGAGAGGAGAGAUUUAUAAAUAAAACUAUUACUUAAUAAAACCACCCGGUUUAGAA